Molecule: messenger RNA, 1471 nt
Organism: Drosophila persimilis
Lineage: Eukaryota; Metazoa; Arthropoda; Insecta; Diptera; Drosophilidae
Exons: 4
Coding region: 41-1444 (467 amino acids)
Source: RefSeq, a predicted model, not a curated record
UACAGUUUCGCGGCCUUCUCUCUGCCUCUGUGUGUGCCUGAUGGGUGUGACAUGGGCUCUCGCACUCCCAGUCCAGACGUCUACUCCCGUGCCGAACAUUAAGGUGGAGCCUGUGACAGAUGGACGGUCGCUGGCAACUUCUGAAGCGUCUCAAUCGGAGAGAACAUCUGAGAGCAGCUCUACAUCGCUCAGUCAUUCGGAGACCUUCACAUCGGAGAGAGCUCCUGAGAUCGUUACAUCAGAGGCAGCUAUUUCUACCGCCUUCCCAUUAGAGGCAUCUACUACAGAAAAGUCCAUUGCUAAGCCACGAACAAACAGUCAAGGAGAAGACUCGAAACUUGACUCAACAACAGAACAGGUCUCGAAAGAACCAACUGAUGAAGUACAAUGUGUAGCUGCCUGGGACAAAUUCUUGAUUGACUUUGGCGGCCGCUACCACAGUGAGAUUGAGAAGGAGAAGCGCCGCAAUGUGUUCUGCGACAACUGGCGAUUGAUAAGGAAGCACAACAAACUUUUCGAACAGCAUAUGGUACCUUACGAGAUGGACGUCAAUCAGUUCAGCGAUCUGACCUUCGAGGAAUGGCGACUAAAGCAAAUGCCACGCCCCGGUGUGAUGAGAGCUCCUGAGAUCGUCUCAUCUGAGGAAGCCAUUUCUGGCGCCAUCCCAUUAGAGGCAUCUACUACAGAAAAGUCCAUUGCUAAGCAAAGGAGUCAAGAAGAAGACUCGAAAGUUGACUCCACAACAGAGGUCUCGGAAGAGGCAAAUGAUCAAGUGCUAUGUCGGAUUACCUGGGAAAAAUUCUUGAUUGACUUUGGGGGCCACUACCACAGUGAGAUUGAGAAGGAGAAGCGCCGCAAUGUGUUCUGCGACAACUGGCGAUCGAUAAAGAAGCACAACAAACUUUUCGAACAGCACAUGGUACCUUACGAGAUGGACAUCAAUCAGUUCAGCGAUCUGACAUUCGAGGAAUGGAAGACUAAGCAAAUGCCCCGCCCCAGUGUAAUGAGAGCUCCUGAGAUCGUCUCAUCAGAGGAAGCUAUUUCUACCGCCUUCCCAUUAGAGGCAUCUACUAAUUCGGAGGAAAAUCUCCAGUCCUCCACAGAAAAAUCCAUAGUUAAGCAACCGACAAACAGUCAAGAAGAAGACUCUAAAGUUGACUCCACAACAGAGGUCUCGGAAGAGGCAAAUGAUCAAGUGCUAUGUCGGAUUACCUGGGAAAAAUUCUUGAUUGACUUUGGGGGCCACUACCACAGUGAGAUUGAGAAGGAGAAGCGCCGCAAUGUGUUCUGCGACAACUGGCGAUCGAUAAAGAAGCACAACAAACUUUUCGAACAGCACAUGGUACCUUACGAGAUGGACAUCAAUCAGUUCAGCGAUCUGACAUUCGAGGAAUGGAAGACUAAGCAAAUGCCGCGCCCGGUUGUCAUGGAUCGGGAUUUCUAAGGACUAAUUAAAUGAUUGCAAAUUCUA